Messenger RNA from Prunus mume (Japanese apricot), 571 nucleotides. RefSeq lists its product as uncharacterized. NCBI's taxonomy places the organism in Eukaryota, Viridiplantae, Streptophyta, Magnoliopsida, Rosales, Rosaceae. The record is from RefSeq and is a predicted model, not a curated record.
AAUUGGAAUUGGGAAAGGAGGAGGAGGAUUGCUAGGGUUUUAAAGGUAGGAAGGAAGGGGAGAGAAAAGAGAAGAAAAGAGAUGGCCAAGUUCAACGAGGUGCAGAAGAGGAAGAGAGCGCAGAAUGCAGAGAGGAAGAGAGCAGUUCACGGAGACCCAUCCACUGGGAAGCUGAAGAACAAGCCCCAGCCCCUCUCUAUAUCCGGCAAGCGCAAGCGCAAGCUCUUAAAAAAAUGGCGUAGAGAUCAGAACGAGGCUGUGCAAAAGGGCCUAAUAACUAUGCAAGAUGUCGAAAUGGCUGCUGCUGAUGGUGGAGAAGAAUCUACAGACACCAAGAAAACUUGUUCAAAGUUUCCCAUGAAGAAGGGCCUCAAGCUUAAACAACUAAAGCGCAAAGGUAGGAACAAAGGAAAAUCUUCUUCAAAGCCUGCUGCUACUGCUGAAGCUUCACUGGAUGCAAAUGCAAUGCUAGAGUAGCCUGUUCUGUUGUCUAGCUGAUGAGAAACACUGUACCCAUGUACUGUUUUUUAUUUAUUUAUAAUUAAUUGGAAAUCAGAGUUUUAGACGGAAA